Molecule: messenger RNA, 1680 nt
Organism: Symbiodinium pilosum
Lineage: Eukaryota; Dinophyceae; Suessiales; Symbiodiniaceae
Source: the annotation of a GenBank genome assembly
AUGCGCGACGGUAAACCCACGCCAGUCACAACGGAUGAAUUGUUUGCAGGUAAAAAAGUUGUGGUAUUUGCGGUGCCAGGUGCAUUUACGCCCACCUGUUCUCAAGCGCACCUGCCGGGUUUUGUUGUCAACGCUGACGCAAUCAAAGCCAAAGGUGUGGAUGACAUUGUCUGUUUGUCCGUCAACGAUGCCUUUGUUAUGGGUGCCUGGGGCGACAACGCGAACGCCGAAGAGCUGACCAUGGUGGGUGAUGGGAAUGGCGAUUUCACCAAAGCGGUUGGUCUUGAGAUGGAUGGCUCGGGUUUUGGUCUGGGUAGUCGCUCCCAGCGGUACGCCAUGAUUGUGGAAGAUGGAACCGUCACCAAGCUGGCUGUUGAAGUUGUCUCGCUGAUGCUGUUGCAGGAUAAAGUUGCCCUGGUCACCGGCGGUUCCGGUGACAUCGGCGGCGCCAUCGCGCGCCGUUUAGGCGCGGAAGGCGUGCGGGUGGCGGUGACUUAUGUGGGUGCACAGGCCGCUGCCGCUGCGACGGUGGCAGACAUCCAGGCAGCGGGUGGUGAGGCUUGGGCGGUGCAGCUGGAUCAACGAGAUCCUGAGGCGAUUGUUGCUUGCGUUGCGGCCGUGGCCGCACAGUUCGGCAGCCUGGAUAUCCUGAUCAAUAAUGCGGCGUGGAACAUAGGCAUUCCUUUUCCGGAUCUUGACGCGCUUGACGCGGAGAUAUGGGACCGGGUGUUGGAAACAAAUCUGCGUGCACCUUUUCUGCUGGCUCGAGCUGCAGCAGAGCUGUUGAAGGCCGGUGAAGGCGGGCACAUCGUGAAUAUUUCAUCUGCAGGCGGAAUCAGUCCUGGCAGUAGCAGCAUCGCUUAUUCUUCCAGUAAAGCCGGCCUCAACCAUCUGACGCGCUGCCUGGCGGUGGCCAUGGCGCCUCAAGUGGCGGUCAAUUGUGUUGCACCGGGUCUGGUUGAAGACACGCGGAUGGCAGGACGUCUACCUGAUGCCAUCGCUGCAGGUGCCCGACGACAGGCGGUUCUGGGUAGAGUGGGUCAGGCUGAGGAUAUUGCUGAGCAGGUGAUGACCUUUGUCACCAGCACCUCGAUCAGUGGGCAGACCAUGGUGAUUGAUGGCGGUAUGCCCGGGUCCAGUGAUGGCCGCCUGCCGGUGUAUGCCGAUGCGGCGCGCAACCUCGGUGCGGUGAUUGCAAAAAGAGGGUUUGGCCUCGUCUACGGGGGUGCAUCGGUCGGCUUGAUGAACGAAGUUGCAGAAGGCGCACUGACCGAGGACGGAGAAGUGAUUGGUAUCCUGCCGGAAUGGCUGGAAAGCUGGGAGGUGGCCCACCGGGGCUUGACGGAGUUGCGGAUUGUUGAAUCCAUGCAUGAGCGUAAAGCGCAAAUGGCUGCCUUGGCAGAUACGUUUGUUGUGCUGCCCGGCGGCAUUGGCAGCCUGGAGGAGUGUUUUGAGAUCUGGACCUGGUCGCAACUGAGUAUCCACCAGAAAUCUAUUGGCCUGUUAAACGUUGAUGGUUAUUACGAUCAACUCGAGGCUUUUCUGGAUCACACCGUGAACGAAGGUUUUCUGCGUUCUACCCAUCGUCAGCUGCUGUUGUCGGAAAGCGAUCCACAGGUGCUGCUGGAUGCGCUCCUGGCGCAAACCGUGCCCAGCGCUGGCAAGUGGGAGCAGACUUAG